AUGGAUGGGCUGCAGGCUGGUUCAACUUUGGUUCGUUUGCGGAUAGAGGAAGUGUUGUCGCGACAUGCUCAGGAUGCUGAAGCGCCCUUACCAGGAGCUCAAGUGAGAAUACUACCAGUUCAGCCCAUCAUUCAAAAUGGACCGCAAUGUGGGUUGGUUGCACUUUCUAUGGCGGCGCAGCUUCUUGACUUGGAAAAAAAGAGCACUUCGGAAAUAUUUGAUACUGCCAAGAAGCUAGGAUUCACCAAUAAGGGGGAGAUGUUCUCAGCUGAAUGGCUCCGUCAGUUGGCGGUCUCAUUGUGGCCAAUGCACUCCUCGGUGACCUCGUUACCGGACGCUUCCUUAUUAGUCAACCUGAUCGAUUCUGGUGCUGCUGUGCUUGUUGCUUACGACUGUGCGAAAAAUUACGAACCAGCUCUGCGACAUGGGCACGGAGCUCAUUGGGCUUUACUG
Messenger RNA from Ostertagia ostertagi, 453 nucleotides. The record is from the annotation of a GenBank genome assembly. Lineage: Eukaryota; Metazoa; Nematoda; Chromadorea; Rhabditida; Trichostrongylidae.